CAAGCUCUCUCUCUCAUCUCCAGUCUCGUAAUCAAGGUCGUUGUCCCUCUUCUCGUCUCUGAGACCGGUCGUCGCCAUUGCUCUUUGUCUCGUCAUCCACUUGCACAUAGUCGUGCACCUUCGUUGCGCUCUUCGUCGCCGGCAGCAAAGCAGCAGGUCGUGGGGCUCGUCGUCUUCUUGCUUCGAGUCUCGCCAUCAGCUUCCUUCACGCAAUCAGAAAUGGAUGCUUAAGCCGCUUCACAAUUUCGAUGCUUGUUUCAUGGAUCUCCAAAUGCCAGAAAUGGAUGGUUUUGAAGUGACAAGGCAAAUCCGCAUACUAGAGAACGACGUAAAUGAGAAAAUUGCAUGUGGGGAAGCAUCAGCUGAAAUGUUUGGGGAUAUCUUUUAUUGGCACAUUCCAAUACUAGCAAUGACAGCUGAUGUAACUCAGGCUUCAAAUGAAGAGUGCAAAAAGUGUGGGAUGGCACAGUAUCCUGCUAACCUCUUCUCUGCUGAAGAAUGAUCAGAUGCUCAAUGGAUGGCCAUUGGGUCUUGGGUUUUUGAAUAUAAAGCUUAGAGUUACAGAGGCACCCGCAGCUGCACCGGUCGAUCCUUUCUCAUUGAAGCAGAUACCAUCCACCAGCUUCUCCUCAUUCUCAUCCUCCAACCUUGAUACUGAGUCAACAGCAUCUUUCUUCCAAGACAAGAGUGUAUCCCUUGGGCGUCUUAUAGGAAUAAGAGGAGGGGAGAGAGGAUGAUUGUACUUGCCAAACACGUUGAGGUUUGAAGACACUACUGAGAAGAGAAGAAAACAUUAGGAGAUGCUUCUUGUUCUGAUUCAUCUAACUCAAAGGUACAAGAAGUGGAUGUGUCUGGAGGCAUUUGCAUACCCACAUUACUUGAUGUCCUGCUCAGAAUCAG
Messenger RNA from Arachis duranensis, 900 nucleotides. RefSeq names its product histidine kinase 2-like. The record is from RefSeq and is a predicted model, not a curated record. The transcript has 4 exons. NCBI's taxonomy places the organism in Eukaryota, Viridiplantae, Streptophyta, Magnoliopsida, Fabales, Fabaceae. Gene Ontology annotation, biological process: phosphorelay signal transduction system. Bases 224 to 502 code for a protein of 92 amino acids.